GUGGCGGUAAUUGCCGCGUAUUUGAUGGGUACACUGUGCACGUUCACUACAGCAGUGCUGGUUUAUUUUCGAAUUAUCGGAGCACGUCGCCAAAGUGAAGAAUUUUUAACGGCUGCAACUGUUACUGAGCUCACCGAUUCCAGGGAUAAGUUGGCUAGCUUAUCAGUGAGCACUGCACAUUCCAUACCACGUCAGCCCAGCAGUGGCACUCUCAGAAUCUUCCCACAGCUGCUUACGCUGCGCAAAAAUACGUGCAAAAUAUUGCGCCUAAAAAACACUCACCAUGCCGACUGGAUCGCUGUCCGCAUUCGCAUAAAUAACCCCGUACUAAGUGUGCAUCCGGCCAAAAUUUUAAUACCGCCGGGCCGCAUUAGCGCAGUAAGUUGUACUGAAGUGACGAUGAAAGCGGUUCCGAAGGGCCGGAUGACCAGCCAACUUCUCGUACAGUGGUUCUCGGUAGGUGUACACUGUCCGGCACGCAAUGUGAACUCACUGUGGACCAGGCCUUACAGUAUCCCACGCAAACAGUGGCAUUACAAAAUGAUCCGCGUUCAACUCGAGGCGAACUAA
Molecule: messenger RNA, 570 nt
Organism: Gongylonema pulchrum
Lineage: Eukaryota; Metazoa; Nematoda; Chromadorea; Rhabditida; Gongylonematidae
Source: the annotation of a GenBank genome assembly